AACCAGCGCACUUUCUGCUGCUGCUUUCGGCAGUGAGAAAGCAACCGGAUUCACAGGCGGAGACAGGGGGUUGGGGGCGGGUUGGGCUAGGCUCCCCUCUCUCACUGACGUGUUAGGCCAAGCAGGGUUCGAGGAGACAGGCGGUUUUGCUGUAGGGGAGGCAGUCUGGGGCAGUUUGGGAGACGAGUUAGGCGUAGCAGGGCUAGGGAGAGGCGGGGGAGGAGGGGCAGGAGGAGGGGGAAGGAGGAGGGACGGAGGGGGAAUGGGGAGGUGGUUUUGCGUGGCACGCAGGCGUAUGAGCCCCAGGUAGUGGUGGUAUGGCAGUUGUUGGAUUCCAGAAUCCAGGAGAUUCUUUUGGACGCUCUCACUCUCCUCCUCCCCCACUCCUCACUCGCUCUUCCGCCCAUUCCUCCUCCCCCUCCUCCACCUCCCCCUCCUUCUCUUCUGCUUACACUCCCAGCGCCACUGCUCCUGCUGCUUCAGCAGCCUCCCGAACCAAGGAGCUGGCUCCGUACCUGCAGGAUCGGUGCCACGAGUGUAUGAUGCGGCUGGUGGGGCUGCUAGCAAGCAGGCUUGGAGACCUUCAGAAGCAGCAGCAGGCUGAAGAGGCAAGCAGAGGAACAGGAGAGAAUGGAGAAGUCGAGAAAGACUGUAAAUCUGAGGCAGCGGCAGCUGCGCCAGGGGGAGUAGCAACUUCAGAUGAGGGAUUAGGAUCCAACGGUCCAGAUGCAGUGAAUGCUCUAGGGGGGCUACCCGCACAAGUGGCAGUGGAGCAGGCUCUCCUGAUUGGACGGCUGGCGGCGGCAGUAGCGCAGAGCUCCUCCUCUCUAGCUGUAGCCCUGGGCCCAUCUUCCACCUGGUCGGCUGUAGCAGCAGCUGCUGCCGCUACAGGUAGUGAUGGCGCUACUGCUGCUGGUGCUGAAUAUUCUCCUGAGACAGCUGCUGCGGAAUCAGCUUAUGGGGUGGCACCAGGGGCUACAGGAGCUGCAGCUUCGGAAGCUAGUAGCAGGGCAGCUUAUAACGGGGAUGCUGGAAGGGAUGUGGCAAGGGCUGGGGAGCCGAAGUUACAGUGGCCGGCGCAAGAGGUUGUAGCGAAUAUAAUCGCUGCAACAGUGGCAGGGGGUGGCAGCAGUGGCAGUGGCAGUAGCGGUGCACUCAUCUGCUCGCCUCUGCGUUUUCGGCACAAUCUGCUGCAUGACCCGGCUCUUGCCACCACCACGCCCCUCAAGGGCUGGGAGGAGACGGUAGUGCAGCAGGAGGAGGAGGAGGGGGAGGCGAAGGUCGAGAUGCGCAUGACGCUACCCGCCUGCCCCUCGCCCUACGUGGCGGCUUUGCUCUUUGCUGCCUCAGCUGACGUGCACCGCGCGGGCUGCCACUCCCUCGACCGCCUAGUACUGAGGCUCUUUGCCUGGCAGCUGUCAGACCAGGCCUUCCAAGCCUACGAGACCCUCACCACCACUCAGCGUGUAUCUGAGAAGGGCGUGCUCCAGCUGCUGUUUGAUGUGCGCCUGCUGGCAGACGUGCUCUCCGGUGGAGCAGACCUGCCGCUAGAAGCGCUCCGGCUCAGCAGCGCUUCACCACCAGCAGCAGCAGCGGGGGGAGCAAGAGGGGGGCAACAGCAGGAGGGGCAGGGGCGGGGAGUAUUGCUGCGUCAGUGGCAGCGAGGAAGAAGCGAGUCGGGGCUCUGCUGGAGAAGCUGCAGGAUGAGCUGGACCCCAUCGACAGAGCAGCCUAUCUGCCCUUCCUGUGGCAGAACCAGCAGCGCUUCUACCUGCGCUCGGCAGUGCUCUUCGGUCAUCUGGCCCAGCUUCACCGGCUCUACACUGACUCUGCGCCCCGCCACCCCUAUGCUACGGACGCCAAUACGCUUGACACGGCACCGACCGUUCCGCGCUUCACAUUCCUCCCUAUAAGGCAAGUCACGUCCUCCGUAUAGGGUAACUCGCUAAUCAGUGCUCUUCGGCCAUCUGGCCCAGCUUCACCGGCUCUACACUGACUCUGCGCCCCGCCACCCCUAUGCCAUGGAUGCCAAUACUCUUGACACUGCACCGACUGUUCCGCGCUUCACCUUCCUCACUAUAAGCUCUCCUCUUCUGACCAAUGGGGGGUUGGCACCUGGCGGUAAGCCCCGCCGUCCGUCCACCUUUGGAGACGUCUCACUAUCCGUUUCUGGCUCUGGCAGCAACAGUAGUGCACCGGCUUCCCGAGUGCCUAGUGGAGGGGCAGGAGCAGGGGCGGUUGCAGCAGCAGCAGGUGUCAGUGGUAGUGGGUUUGGCAUGGGGGGAGGAGCGUGGGGAGAGGAUGGGGCUCUUGGAGGGGCGUUCUCGUUUGCAGAUUCAACAGGGCUUUCAGCUACGCCCAUCUUCAAGUCACUUAUGGGUCAGGUCAAGCUGGGGUCAAUUCUCGGCGAUGGCAGUCAAGUGACUCGCAACAUUUCCAAUUUACAGGAAAUGUUCAACCAGCCAUCACAAGCAGGUGGACUCUUCUCUUCCUUGACCAGUGCAGCUGCUGGCAGUUCGUCUCGUCUCCAAGAGUUGUUUUAAAAGUAGAAUUGCUACCUUUGAUGAAUGUGUGCUAGUUGACUUGUUAGUGCUUUGAUCUUCAUGUAGGCACGAAUCAGUGUUCCUUUUUUACUCAUUUAUACAUGCGAGUUCCAACU
Closterium sp. NIES-67 is the source of this 2659-nucleotide messenger RNA. NCBI's taxonomy places the organism in Eukaryota, Viridiplantae, Streptophyta, Zygnematophyceae, Desmidiales, Closteriaceae. The record is from the annotation of a GenBank genome assembly.